This is a messenger RNA of Zasmidium cellare ATCC 36951, 927 nucleotides long. RefSeq lists its product as uncharacterized. NCBI's taxonomy places the organism in Eukaryota, Fungi, Ascomycota, Dothideomycetes, Mycosphaerellales, Mycosphaerellaceae. The record is from RefSeq and is a predicted model, not a curated record. The transcript has a single exon. The coding region runs from base 1 to 927 and encodes 308 amino acids.
AUGUCAAGUCCAUUAGACUCCAUGACAGCGCUCUCCAGUGCCGUUUACUUUCACCAGCCUCCAAAUGAUUCCACCUCUUCCAGAAGAAACGACUCUUCGCCAAAGCUCGUUCUCCUCCUCGGCUGGGUCGCAGCUCGAGAUGCACAUCUCGCAAAGUACAUCGAUGAAUACCGACAGAUCUGUCCGGCCGCUUGCAUCCUGCUGGUCAAAGCCGAGCUGGCAGUGAUGGCUUCUGCGUAUGUGGCACGCAGGAACAUUGCCGAAGCGAUUCCAGUCAUACGAGAGAUCGUCGGAGAGGCAGAGUCGUCCAAUCCGGAAACACGCAAGAACCCUCAACUCCUGGUCCAUUUGUUCUCCAACGGCGGCUCUUGCAUGCUCUCGACGCUCUACGACGUAUACGCUGAGAAGUCUUCGACGUCGUUGCCACAGACAAAGUCGAUGCUGGAUAGGGGAUCAGCAUUUCGAGUUCUUCCUCUUCACAUCACCAUCUUCGACUCGACACCAUCGCUCCAGUACUCGCACAGCAAGAUUGUUGCGAGCGUCAUGGCGGGCAUUCCACGUGGUGCCUUGCAGAUUGUCGCCUGCCCGGUCAUUCAGCUGCUGAGCCUUUUCUGGCUGGUCAGUAUCCACGUGUUCCGGAAGCGUGAUGAGAUGGCCUAUUGGGCUUCUUCCCACAACGAUACAAGCAAAGUCCACGAGGUGCGAAGAGUUUACGUCUACAGCAAUGCCGAUAAGAUGGUUGCAUAUGGCGACGUCGAGGCGCACGCCCGUUGUGCCGAACAUCGUGGAUUCUCAACCACCUUGGAGCAUUUCUCGGGAAGCCCCCAUGUUGCGCAUGCGAAGAGCGAUACAGAGAGAUACUGGCGAAUAGUGAAAGAGGCGUGGUCGGAAAGGUUGAAGGCAAAGGCACCUUCUCCUCGAAUUUGA